AUGUGCUGCUUCUCACGCAGAGCUGAUAGUUCCGCAUGGGACAGCAACGAUUAUGCACCAAGGCCGAGUAAACUUCAACCAUCUACAGCAUCAUCGCGCUGGCAAGCAAGUCUUGCUCCAAACAACGAGCCAAAGUCGAUAUCCCAGAAGCAUGGAGGUUAUCGUGAAAACACAAAUGUAUUCCAAACGGCUCGGCCAACUGGGCAAAACCAGCCAAUCCAGCUGCAAACGCCAGCUUCGACGGUCUUCGACAACAGACAGAAGUUGAUUACUCAGGGAACAGCUAGAACUCAAGAUCAAGACUAUGACCCAGGAAACCAAGUAGCACGUUUCACUCCUGCACAAUCAAAUGACCGCAAACCAUUUCGGCCCUUCGGCUCCCAUCUCAGCAACCACCAACAACCUAAUCCACCGCGCUGCAUAACUUGUUCUUCCCCUUUAAUCCACUACAUCACCAACGCCUCCAACGAAAACGGCAACGCAGGCCGUCCACACUGGCAGUGUUCCUGGUGUCCGAAAUUCUCCUAUUUCGACGACAGUCGCGGGAUUCAUGAGGAUAACCCGAGAUGUAAAUGCGGGUUAAUUUCGAGAUUGAUGCUUGCUGGGAGAGAGGAGCGUGUGAAGAAUAAGAGGCAUUUGUAUUAUUCGUGUGCGCAGAAGAGAUGCGGGUUUUGGGGUUUGUAUAGGGAUGAGUGGGAUGAGCCGAGGGUGUUGAGGGAGGAUGAGAUUCAUGGGUUUGUGAAGAAUGGUGUUAUUUAG
Molecule: messenger RNA, 759 nt
Organism: Glarea lozoyensis ATCC 20868
Lineage: Eukaryota; Fungi; Ascomycota; Leotiomycetes; Helotiales; Helotiaceae
Exons: 2
Coding region: 1-759 (252 amino acids)
Source: RefSeq, a predicted model, not a curated record